Portunus trituberculatus (swimming crab) is the source of this 3946-nucleotide messenger RNA. RefSeq lists its product as uncharacterized. Lineage: Eukaryota; Metazoa; Arthropoda; Malacostraca; Decapoda; Portunidae. The coding region runs from base 187 to 1602 and encodes 471 amino acids. The record is from RefSeq and is a predicted model, not a curated record. The transcript has 8 exons.
GAGAGAGAGAGAGAGAGAGAGAGAGAGAGAGAGAAAAAAAAGAAACCGAACCAAGUGUGUGAAGAAAGAGAUCGAAGAAAAGAACAAAGUAACAAACAUAGACAAUUAAGACCAUUAGAAAAAUAAUAAAGAAACAGGAGAAAAAGAAGAAAAACAAAACAAGGAGCACACUAAAGCAAGACACUCAUGAUGGCCACGAGAAAGCAGAAUGGCAUGGUGAUGGUGGUGAUGGCAACGAUGAUGAUGGCCGUGGCGGUGAUGGUAGUAGAGGUGGAGGGUUACGAGUGCACAGUGAUGAGGGGGGACUGUCGCCUGGUGAGCGAUGAGGAGGACGGGGUGGUGACACGGAACAUCUCCUGCUACUGUGAAUACGGCGAGGAAGUGUCACAGCCGUUGCAUCAGUUGACGAAGGCCAAGUGUCUGCAGGAGCCCGGAGGAGAGGUCAACAUUUCCAUCCUGCACAUCAACGGUUGCAGUGUCUCUCGUGUGUUCCCUGUGUUUUUGAUUACCAAGUGUCGGGCGUCCGCUCAUCUGGUGAUCUAUGUAAAGGACAGUCCCUAUAUAUCCCUCCCUUCCCAUAACUACUACACUAUCUCCCGCACUGCCCCAGCCCCGCGGACCAUCACCGCUACCUUCAUUCAGAGUAACGUAAGCGGGAUGCCUGAGGGAGUGGUGAACGGAGCUACAGAGCGCGCUGUGGUGAGGGUGGAGGGCGGGAAGAUGGAUGUGCUAGAAACUCGCUCUUUCUCCGGCUACCCUCGCGACGCCCAGGUUUCCGUGAGCUUCAAGGACACACAAAUCCUGACUGUGAAGCAGGGGGCAUUCGACUUACCACCUACCGCUCAACUAAAGGUGGAAGGAGGAAAGAUGGUGAGGGUUGAGACGUAUAGCUACUCAGGCGGCGCUAAGCUCUUUCUCAGCGGCGUGGUUGUGGGUAAUCUGCUGCCCUCGGCCGUCAACAUCUAUGGCCUCAUGAAACUUAGCGUGGUGAACUGUACCAUGGCCGUUGUGUAUGCCAAUGCUUUCACACACCGCGCGCCAACCUACGUCAGGACUAUUACUGGAGGACAGGAGGUACUGGAAGGAAGUGAGGCGAUCUUCUCAGGAAACAGACUUACGAGUGGCAACGGCGAAGCCUUCGCUAGCCUCUGCAGUGUGGACAAGCUCUCGUGGCAGAACAAUUACGUGCGGGGCUUUAGUGACAUGCCCCUCAGAUUCCAGAACGCGAGGUGCACCACGAAGAGGGACUGGGCACAGGUGUUCUCCCUCAACGGACUCUCCUGCAUCAACUGCACAGACUUUGCCAAUCCGGACAAGCAGAGCUGCGGACUGUACGAGAGUGGCCACUGCAACGGCUGCGAGAAGGAAAUGGACGGUUGCAACAAACCCAUCCUGCCUUACCUCACCGACAAGUGCCGUGCCUCCCACCCAGACAUCGCUCGGGACCUGAAGAACACCUGCAACAUCAACGCCUACAGGAGAACCGCCAAGGCACUCCCAGUGCAAGACAAGGAGGAGGUAACCGGGGCGUCUGCUUCGUUCAUGCCUCUGUCUUCCAUAGUGACUCUGGCGGUGGCAAUGCUGGUGGUGGCGCCAGAAUGAGAUUAUUUUGAAACACCCUACGGUGCACUUCAAUUUCUUUCAAAAGGUUCUAAUUAAUCAAGGCGUCUUCUUCCUAGUGAUUCUUUUUAAUUCAUUUUAUCAAUUUCUAUGUUUAACUUUUUUUUUGUAUACAUGUCAAGAAGACUUGUCAGAAGUACAUAAAAUGAAAGAAAAAGGAAAAGAUAAAUACUCUGCUUCUCACUCCCCAAAAGUGUCAAAGAAACAGUUCAGGGUUUUUAAGGUUUUAGUGGCAUAUUUUUCACAUUAUCGUCAGGGGGAACAGUAUUGAGAACUCGGCUAAGCAUCUCAGUAGUCUUAGGAAAUUUUUUGAUGAAAGAGCAAGGCGUUUCUGAAUGCAGGACUAAAAGAGGUGGAUUCAAGCACUCUCGCAUUUCUUUAUUCUCUAUCUUUUCUUUUUAUAUAUUCUCUUUUUAUUUCUUCCAUCAUUUAAAGAAGCGUGUGUCUGCAUGUAAAAAGUUGUUUGUCUAUGUGUGAGAGCCUUUCAAACCUUUUCCUGUAUUUGCACGCGGCGUCUUCAUCCCAGUGAUUCUUUUCAACUUCUUGAGUACCAUAACGCGUUUCCAUAUUCAUUCUGCUUACUAUUUGGUGGCUUUAUAUGGCUUCAAAAAUCUUUGUGGGGCAUUAAGAAAGUGAAGAAUGUGGUCAUUAAUCUUCUUACCUUCACAGACCCUUCCCAAUGUCAAUGAAAUGGUUUAAUCGUAUAGAAAUCUUAAGGUAAACACGUGUUCCAUUAUAGAAGGGGUUAAUGCAUUUAUUAAUCUCUGUUUAUUUAUAUUUUAUACAUGUCAAGAAAGCUAAUCAAAAAUACAGAAAAUAAUGGAAGGGGGACAAAGAAGAAAAAACUCAUUUCUCACUCCCCCAAAAAGCCAAGGAAACAAUAAAAACAAAUGCAGAUGUCCCAAAUAAACCAGCACAUUACCACCGCACCAACGCCCUCCAGCUUCCCGCAAGCAACAGUAACCACAUAUUGCACCUUCCUCCGCCUUCAUGUUUUAGUAUUGUUCUGAAUGAAUGCAGAGUGGUGUCCACAGCAAACACUCUACUGAGGAUCUAAGUGGCUUCUGCUGUUUGAUAUUCACUUGUUCUUGCUUGUUCUGUGUGUAUGAGAGAAAGAGAGAGAGAGAGAGAGAGAGAGAGAGAGAGAGAGAGAGAGAGAGAGAGAGAGAGAGAGAGAGAGAGAGAGAGAGAGAGAUUUUGAUGGUGAUAUUAAUUCAUUAGCAUUAGUGACACAAAUGUACUGCACGUCACAAUUGUCCACCCCACUUAGAGACAACACGGUGGCUCCAGUGUGGCUCACGUCUGGCUCCUCAGACACGCUUAUCAUGAAUGGAGACAAACACGUGAACAUCCCUACACUGUCUUAUAUACUAUAUACUUACAUAUGUAUAUGAAUAUUAGUUAUUUGAGCUUAUACAUAUUGAUUACAUAAUAUUGUAUAACUGAUAUUUACAUUGCCAAAUACAUUACGCGUAGAAUGUAGAUACAACAGCUUGACAUAUUUCCAUUGUUAUCUGUAUGCGUUGAUGCUUUGAAAAGACGCUUUACAUAUUGAUGACGUAUACUGAUUCCUGUGAAAACAUUUGUUGUUUUAAUUUUAAAGAAAACAUAAAAUCAAAGAAAUUGCUUGUCACACACACAACAUGAGGUGUGGGUGGCACAGUGUACAGCUUACAACACACAGUACACACCUUUCUGUUCGCUGGUGUUUAAUUUCGCUUAUGAUGCCACACAUCUUUAAUCUUCGAUACAUUUAUAUUAACUUUCCAGACCACACAUUCAUUAACGUGUACAAAUAAUUAUUUUGCAGACUAAAUGCAUUGAAUUUGUUAAGUGUCGAGCAGGACAGGGCCAGAAGAAUCUCAUUUAUAACAGAUCAGUUUAGAAUUAAAAUGUUUGUAUUGUCUAUAUCUAAUUAAGAUUAUUAGGUUUUAAACAGUUUAUAUUAAUUAAAUGUUUCUGAGAUUAUUCAUCAUACAAACUUUUUUCCACAAGAAACUUUAUAUCCUUCACUUUUGUUCACAAUAUCGCAAGUUAUCAGAUAAGUCGCCAGCACAAUUCAAAAUAUCAUUAUAUGUCUCUGCAAUAUUAUUAUCAAUAUAAUUUAAUUCCGCUGCUCGCCAAGGGUGUCAUUAAGUGUUCUCCAAGUCACUGUGGUAUUUCGUGGUGUAUCUUUUGAGAUAAAAUUUUUGAUACUUUUAUGACAAUUUCAUAUUUCUACUUGAUUUUUUAUCUAUCUUUCCAUGUAUUCUCUUAUCCAUACAAUAUGAAGCAAGUUUGUAUGAAUUGUACGUCUCUCUAAAUAAAAACAGGCAUUUCAUUACAA